CUGGUUUUCAAUUUUUAAGGUAACUCAAUUAUGUUAAACAAAUUUAGACAUCUAAAUUGAACUAAUCAGAUGAUAAUAUUUUUUUGACAUUUAUUUAUUUAUUUUACAAAACAAACAUCUUAAGAACUUUAUUCCAAACAAACUACACACCAAAAUAAUGUACAACACAAUUCAACAAGACAAUUAACUUUGAAGAGGGAAAGGAAGAAGUUUAAAAGUUUCAAAAAUAUUUUUUAAUGAAGAAUCUUAUGAUAAAAAAUUAAAAAUUAAAUUCCACAAAUAAUGUUAACAUUAUACUAUAAAUAGUAAGAUGAGCUACUACAGAAAUAACUGAAAAGACGCCUGACCAACAACAAACCAUUUUUGUUCAUGGAUGACCAUGAUUUAAUAGAGAAAAAAUCAAAUAAGCAAGCUUGCAUGUAUUUCUCAUAAUUCUUUGGAUUAAGUGGACAUUCAAAAUUGCAUACAAAUAUGAACAUAAUCAUCUACGUUUUUUGAAAAUGAAAAGAGCCUUAAAAGAAAAUUAAGAGAAGAAACCGUAAAAACUUCAAAAGUAAAAGAAAGAAAACAGAAAAGAAAUGAAUUGUCCAGAUUAUGAAAAUUUACGACUGGUUGACAUAGCAUGUGAAUGUCACAAUGAAUUUGUUCAAAAAACAAAAUACAUUUCAAAAAAAAGAUGCUCAACAGAAGAAACUUACGAUGAGGAAUCCAUCUAUUAUGAAAGAGGAGGGUUAGUUGUUUGUAAUGACUCAAGUGGUAGAAUUUGUGUGGAGUAUAAAAAAAAGACAGAUGAUGGUGAUGAUAAUAAAUCUCAACACGGGUCAAAUAAUUCACCAGAGAUAGAACAAAAUGAUAUCACAGAAAAAAUUGAAUCUUGUUUUCCGUAUAAAAUCAAAAGAAAAGGUGGCCAAUGCUCAGCCGCUUUAUAUCCAUAUGAAAUAAUCAGAAAAUUUCCAUUUGAUGAUAUUUGUAAGUGCAAUGAGAAUAAAAUUUUAUCUGAAGAAGUUAAGCCUGAAGAAGUUAAGCCUGAAAAUUCUCCCGCAUCACCUACCACAAAUAAGCCAACAGAGAAUGACAAAAAUAAAAAGACAUCUUCAAAAAGUGCCAGGUCAACAGAUGGAACAAGCAAAUCAUCGUUAAAAAAAAUGAUACAAAAAAAGUUUGGUAAACGGAUUAUGAGUUUGAACAAAGAUAAAUCAUCUGUCACAUCUGAGGAUAUGUGUAAUUGUUUUCCUGACUUAAACUGUCAAUGCCCAAAAACAGGAGAGUAUAAGGUAUUGAAGAAUGAAUACGAAAUACUAAGGGAUCGUCCAUUAAAAACAGAAUAUCUUGCCAAACCUUGUAUGCAAACUUUUUUUAAUCGAUGCCAAGAGGAAAAUGGCAUACAUUCAUCAUUAGAUGAUGCUAUGAAAGAAAAUGAUGAACAUCAAACCGUGUUUUUAGAUUCCGGCACAAAGUGUUUCUAUAAUAACACACCUUGCUGCCCAUGUCCAAAACGUGAUCCUGAUCCAGACCAUCCAAGAUAUCUUUCAACAAAAGUAAAUGUGACAGACCUUAUGAAACAAUUACUUACCUUUCAUUUCAAUAGAAGUUAUAUGAGUCAAUAUUACUCACGAGUACAAAUGGAUAAUAGUGAUGAACCUUGUGAAAUCUGCCUAGACAAGAUAAUGCAAGCUGCUGGGUGUGUGGGCUCCUGCUGCAAAUGUCCAAAACCAGUAGAGUUGAAAUCUUGCAACUGCCCACAAUCAUCAGAAUCUGAAUCUGAAUCUACUUCAGAGGAUGAUCAACAUGAGUCUAGAACUGAACAAUUGGAACAAAGUAUUUCUCGUAUGCAACAAAAUAAAGAAGGAAAGCUUGAAAAUAAAAACAUAUAUCUUAAUGAAAAUUGUGGGCUGUUAUUUCAAGAGUUGGCAAAGCAAACAAGUAGUCCAACUAGACAAAACAAAUGUGAUUGUUCCAAAAUUAAUUAUAAAACUGAUUAUCAAUGCUACAAUGUAAUGUGUACCAACACCCCUGGCUAUAAUGAGAUAAAUGUGUGUUCAACAUGCAAUUUCUGGAAUGAAAAUAACUUGAGCUCAGACGAACAAGAGAUACAGGAGGGAACUCACUGGGAUAAGCAAAAGAGAAAAAUUACUAGAGCUGUUGAACCAUUGACGGAGGAAAUAGACACACGGUCAGAUUGUGAAGCAGACCCAUUUCGAAAGCGAAAUAUGUUCAAGGGAUUCUUCAGCAAAAUGAAACUGGAUUGGCCCAAAAAGAAAAAUACCUUAAAAAGCACAGAGCAUAAAGAAAAUUAACAUUCAAAAUGUCAAGUUCCUUCCACUCUUUAAGCUAUAACUUGUCUUUACAAACAAAAUACAUUUUUCAGUUCACUA
Messenger RNA from Cimex lectularius (bed bug), 2375 nucleotides. RefSeq lists its product as uncharacterized. The transcript is spliced from 3 exons. The record is from RefSeq and is a predicted model, not a curated record. The coding region runs from base 579 to 2297 and encodes 572 amino acids. Lineage: Eukaryota; Metazoa; Arthropoda; Insecta; Hemiptera; Cimicidae.